AUGGCUAUUCCAAUUGCGCGGAGACCGCUGUUCCCCGGGUACUACAAGGCAGUUACCGUCCGGGACCCCAAUGUCGUCUCUGCUAUACAGGAAAUGAUGAAACGCGGACAGCCAUAUGUCGGGGCUUUCUUGUUCAGAGAUGAAGCGGCGGAUAGGGAUGUGAUUGAGGAUAUGGAAGAGGUACAUGAUGUUGGUGUGUUUGCACAGAUCACAAGUGUAUUUCCUGUACAUGGGACCGAGAAUGCAUUGACUGCGGUGCUGUAUCCUCACCGGAGAAUUAAGAUAUCGUCGUUAAUACCACCCCGUGACACGUCGCAGAAAGCUGAAAUCGACCAGCAGAUUACAAAGGAAGCAGCACCCGAAAAACAAGGCGAUGUUGUCGCCAGUUUUGAAGAAACAGCGUUGGAGCAGCUGCCUAAGGAGACCCCCUAUGAACCAACAUCUUUUUUACACAAAUAUCCUGUCAGCAUAGUCAAUGUGGAAAAUCUCACAGAGGAGCCAUAUGACAAGGAAAAUUCUAUGAUUCGCGCUGUUACGAAUGAGAUUGUCAAUGUCUUUAAGGAUAUUGCGAAUCUGAACCCGCUUUUCCGUGAUCAGAUCUCGACCUUUUCCAUGAGCCACGCUGGCAAUAUCAUGGAUGAGCCCGCAAAUCUGGCUGAUUUCGCCGCUGCAGUCUCCGCUGGUGAGGUCAAGGAGUUACAAGAUGUGUUGGAUACGAUGAAUAUCCAGGAACGCCUUUCCAAAGCCCUUGUGGUACUUAAAAAGGAACUCAUGAAUGCUCAGCUGCAGUCGAAAAUAUCGAAGGAUGUCGAAGCCAAAAUUCAAAAGCGGCAACGAGAAUAUUGGCUGAUGGAGCAGAUGAAGGGCAUUCGACGUGAACUUGGUAUCGAAUCCGAUGGCAAGGAAAAACUAGUGGAAAAGUUCAAGGAGAAAUCGGAGAAACUUGCUAUGCCUGAAGCCGUGAAGAAGGUGUUUGACGAAGAGCUAAAUAAAUUGGCACAUCUCGAACCCGCAGCUUCGGAAUUUAACGUCACAAGAAAUUACCUUGAUUGGAUAACGCAAAUUCCAUGGGGUAAGAGGAGUCCAGAGACGUUUGGUAUCAAGAAUGCAAUCACUGUAUUGAACGAAGACCACUACGGCCUGAAAGACGUUAAAGAUCGUAUUUUAGAGUUCAAUGCUAAUAUGACCGACACGAUUCCGCGACCUUUGCUGGACAGAAUGGAAAUGAUCGAGCUCUCUGGGUAUGUUGCCGAUGAGAAGAUGGCUAUCGCGGAGCGAUACCUGGCGCCUUCUGCGAAGGAAAUGAGUGGUUUGAAGGAUGUUGAUGUGACAUUGGAGAAAGAUGCUAUUGAAGAACUUAUCAAGUCUUAUUGUCGAGAGAGCGGAGUGCGAAAUCUAAAAAAGCAAAUAGAGAAGGUUUAUAGAAAAGCGGCAUUGAAAAUUAUUCAGGAUCUGCCAGAGCAGGAGAAGGAUGCUGAAGAAGUCGCCGUUCGAGAGGAGUUGGAACCAGCGUUGGAGCAGGAGAAAAAGGGCGAGGAGAGUGUUGUCGAAGGGGGCGAGAAUCCCAUUAAAUCGGUGCCGGCUCCUCUAGUCGCGGUACAUGUUCCGGCGAAUAUUCACGUUUCAAUAAAUAAAGAUAACCUGAAAGAUUACGUCGGUCCGCCCAUUUUCACCUCUGAUAGGCUCUACGAUGUCACGCCCCCAGGUGUAGCUAUGGGUCUCGCGUGGACUAGCAUGGGAGGAGCCGCUUUAUAUGUGGAGUCGAUUUUGGAUACCUCGCUGUCGCCAACGUCCCGCCCAGCUCUCGAACAGACAGGGAAUUUGAUGAAUGUCAUGAAGGAGUCGACCGUUAUCGCAUAUUCGUUUGCUAAAUCUUUGAUGGCCAAGGAGUUCACGGGGAAUAAGUUUUUUGAGCAUGCAAAAGUUCACUUGCAUUGCCCAGAGGGCGCUGUGCAGAAGGAUGGGCCGUCUGCUGGUAUCACGAUGGCAACGUCGCUGCUCUCCCUCGCUCUUGACCAUCGCCUGGAUCCUACCAUCGCUAUGACCGGCGAACUUACUGUGACAGGCAAAGUUCUCCGUAUCGGUGGCCUCCGUGAAAAGACCGUAGCCGCUCGACGAGCUGGCGCCAAAUCAAUAAUUUUUCCAGCUGAUAAUAUGUCGGAUUGGCUGGAGUUACCAGAGAACAUCAAAAAAGGCAUCGAAGGGCAUCCCGUCAAUUGGUACUCAGAAGUCUUUGACAUCGUCUUCCGCGAUCUUGACAAGGAUCAGGCGCAAAUCAAAUGGAAACCCCAACUGCAAGUGGCUCCCAGCGUCAUUAAAUCCGAUACCAACGCCAAAGAGGAGGACGAAUGA
Molecule: messenger RNA, 2352 nt
Organism: Histoplasma mississippiense
Lineage: Eukaryota; Fungi; Ascomycota; Eurotiomycetes; Onygenales; Ajellomycetaceae
Exons: 4
Coding region: 1-2352 (783 amino acids)
Biological process (GO): protein catabolic process; proteolysis; mitochondrion organization
Cellular component (GO): mitochondrial matrix
Molecular function (GO): single-stranded DNA binding; ATP-dependent peptidase activity; ATP binding
Source: RefSeq, a predicted model, not a curated record